AUGAACACAGAGUCCACCCCAAAAAUUCAGAUCAGCGGGGGCAUCCUAUGGAAAAGGCAUCGUUUCGUCUUAAGGGCGCAGCUUAAACAAAGACGUCAGCUUCCACCCACCCCGCCAGCAGACGACGAAGACACGCCACGCCUCCAGCGGCCGACAGUACCCCAGAGGACGGUCAUCAACGUGACGCCCGCAGAGAAGGACCAAGGAGUGUCCUAUGCGGAGCUAAGGUACGACAUCCCCGGCCACACUGUGAAGACCGUUGACACGGAGCCGGACUCGCACUACGACAAACCCCUGCCUGGCGUGCACCCCCUCAUCAACACCUCCCCCACGUCGGAGGGCAUCUCCAAACACCCGCCGUCACCUGAGGGAGGAACUAUUUUCUCCGUGACAGGAAACGCUCCCCCCCAGUUACAUCGACUUCCAAGUGAAUAUGCCUGCCCACCUGCCCAUAUGCCCAGGGCCAAACAGCCAGCUCCUGUUCAGUCACAUGGAGAUGUGAAUGAUAUUCCCCUGCCCGCUCGGCGCGAGGGACUGCGAGAGAACCAGGACCUAAACAAGGAGAACAAUGGAACGAUUGUGGGCAGUUUAAAUGAGGAGCACGUCACCAUACUCGUAGACCGGGGCUACGAUCGCCUCAAAGCAGUGGAGGCCUUGAGAGUGUCGCACAACAACCUCAAAAUGGCCGAGGACAUUCUGGAUACGUUUGUUAAAAACAAUCGAUGAAAAAAAGUAGGGAGUGUGAUGAUUCUACCAACCACCAGGGGGCACUGUCGCCACGUUUGAUACGCCUGGACUGAUUGUAUUGAGAAGAGACGUGGGCAGAGUGCCAUGUGACUUGAGACUGUUCUGCUGUAGACGUGUCGUAAUCAAAUAAUUUAUACUCACUCUACAAUCAAAGUGAGGCUGCCUCGGUCUGGUCCUACCCCUCGCAGGUUCCUGGGGUCGUGUGGCGGAGAGUCACUUAUGCUUUUAGUACGUUAGUAUUUAUGUCCGUAUAUCCCAUGAGGCUGUGACUCUAUUCAUUUCAGCCGCACCAAGAGAGGAGACUUUUCUACUUUGUUUCUGUCACUGUAACAUUGGGACACGCCCACAAGUUACGUUUUUGUCACUGUAACAUUGGGACACACCCACAAGUUCCGUUUUUGUCACUGUAACCUUGGGGCACGCCCACAAGUUACAUGUUUCUGUCACUGUAACAUUGGGACACGCCCACAAGUUACAUGUUUCUGUCACUGUAACAUUGGGACACGCCCACAAGUUACAUGUUUCUGUCACUGUAACAUUGGGACACGCCCACAAGUUACAUGUUUUUGUCACUGUAACCUUGGGACAGGCCCACAAGUUACAUGUUUCUGUCACUGUAACAUUGGGACACGCCCACAAAUUGCCUAUUUCUGUCGCUGUAAUGUUGGGACAAGUAUGCCAUUCUUCAAGAGCUGGUUUUUCUCUUUGAAUUGCAUAUCCACACGCCAGAUGCACCUUUUGAUAAACAUGCCCUGGCCACUUGUACAAAGCAUGUUGUUCGUCAAGCUGACACUCUGUUUACCAUUUAGCC
Molecule: messenger RNA, 1558 nt
Organism: Haliotis rufescens (red abalone)
Lineage: Eukaryota; Metazoa; Mollusca; Gastropoda; Lepetellida; Haliotidae
Exons: 6
Coding region: 1-726 (241 amino acids)
Molecular function (GO): protein binding
Source: RefSeq, a predicted model, not a curated record